UGCGGGGUCUACGUCGCCACCACAGCUCAGGGCGGGCCUGCAAAGGCGUGGGGGGAAUGGCUCGGAUGGCCUCUAGGGCCGGCGGUCCCCAAGGUAGGCGACGUCUCCACUUCGGGCUUCAGUUCCCUUGUCUGCAAAACUGGGGCGAGAGCAAGGUUUAAAAGCUGUGCUGCGCGUAAGUCUUUCGCGAACGCCAGGCUCGGGUUGCCCUGCCCGGGUCUAGGGGUCUGAAAGUGGCCGGCAAGGUCUCAAGGGCCGCCGCCAUGGACUCGCUGGCAGCGCCCCAGGAUCGCCUGGUGGAGCAGUUGCUGUCGCCGCGGACCCAGGCCCAGAGGCGGCUCAAGGACAUCGACAAGCAGUACGUGGGCUUCGCCACACUGCCCAACCAGGUACAUAGAAAAUCGGUGAAGAAGGGCUUUGACUUCACGCUCAUGGUGGCUGGUGAGUCAGGCCUGGGAAAGUCCACACUGGUCCACAGCCUCUUCCUGACUGACCUGUACAAAGACAGAAAGCUGCUGAGUGCUGAGGAACGCAUCAACCAGACGGUGGAGAUCCUGAAGCACACAGUGGACAUUGAAGAGAAGGGAGUCAAGUUGAAACUCACCAUUGUGGACACACCAGGCUUCGGGGAUGCUGUCAACAAUUCUGAAUGCUGGAAGCCCAUCAGUGAUUAUGUAGAUCAGCAGUUCGAGCAGUAUUUCCGUGAUGAGAGUGGCCUCAACCGUAAGAACAUCCAGGACAACCGGGUUCAUUGCUGCCUAUACUUCAUCUCCCCAUUUGGGCAUGGGCUGCGGCCAGUGGAUGUGGGUUUCAUGAAGGCUCUGCAUGAGAAGGUGAACAUCGUGCCACUCAUCGCCAAAGCUGACUGCCUGGUCCCCAGUGAGACCCGGAAGCUGAAGGAGCGGAUCCGGGAAGAGAUUGACAAGUUUGGGAUCCAUGUGUACCAGUUCCCAGAAUGUGACUCAGAUGAGGAUGAGGACUUUAAACAGCAGGAUCGGGAACUGAAGGAGAGUGCUCCCUUUGCUGUUAUUGGCAGCAACACGGUGGUGGAAGCCAAAGGGCAGCGAGUCCGGGGGCGGCUGUACCCCUGGGGGAUCGUGGAGGUGGAGAAUCAGGCACACUGCGACUUCGUGAAGCUGCGCAACAUGCUUAUCCGCACUCACAUGCACGACCUCAAGGAUGUGACCUGUGAUGUGCACUAUGAGAACUACCGGGCACACUGCAUCCAGCAGAUGACCAGUAAACUGACCCAGGACAGUCGCAUGGAGAGUCCCAUCCCCAUCCUCCCACUGCCCACCCCAGACGCUGAGACAGAGAAGCUCAUCAGGAUGAAGGAUGAGGAGUUAAGGCGAAUGCAAGAGAUGCUGCAGAAGAUGAAGCAGCAAAUGCAGGACCAGUGACCCCGCUGCUCCAGCCUGCCUCUGGCCUCUCCCACCCCUGGACCCUAGACUUGCCUGGACUCCACCCUGGAUUCACUUGGAUCUCAGAGGGACCUGGACCUAACCCUAAACCCAGAGUGGCCCUGAGGGGACUACUCCCAACCCAGAGACACGGAGCCACAAUCCCCUCCCCAUGACCCUAAUUUAUUCUUAGCAUCAGUCUCUACAGGUCAUUUGUAUGUGUUUCCUAGGGGCCUGAAUAACAGUGCUCCCCCAAAAAAUCAGCCCACUCUGGCCUUGGGGAAUCAGGAGUCAAGUUGGACACAAUUUCCUUGAUUCCCCUUCUGAAGAAGGUCAGAGCACCCAGGCUAUAAGCCCUGUUCAGGCAAGGGGAUAAACCAAGGUAGAGAAGGGGAAAGGGCCGGGCCUUUUUCCCCACCCCUGCACUGCUGAGCAAAUUUAGGAGCCCCCUUGUGCCAGUUUCGUGAGUCACCCAGUGUAUACUGACACCCUACUUUGUGCAAGGUGGGCUGGGUCCUCCCUUACCCAGUCACUUAAACUGGGACUAGAGCAGGCAGGCAGGGUGGGGCUACUGAAGCAGCUGGGAAGACUCCAGACUAGAAGGCCAAGCCUUUUAGUUGAGGAGUGUGGGACCAGCAAGCCAAGCAGUCUAGCCCCUUCCUCACAAUGGCCAGCAAAUCCAGAGGACUCCUGGGGUAGGGGGUGGUGGGCUAUCCCCUGGCAACCCUCAUGCCUAGGUGGCUGUUCCCUGCCAAUAGCUCGAGGUGCCCUCUCCAGCAGCACUAUGGUGCUGGGAUCUCAACUCCUCAGCCUCCUUUUUCUCCACCCGCAUGACCCCCACACACCCUGUGCUCCGUUUUGUUAAGUUGUGAAUGCCACGUCCUGUCCUGGUGGCAGGAAAACAAUGUUGGUGAACAUCA
Octodon degus (degu) is the source of this 2320-nucleotide messenger RNA. It is a transcript of the gene Septin5, whose product is annotated as septin 5. The record is from RefSeq and is a predicted model, not a curated record. NCBI's taxonomy places the organism in Eukaryota, Metazoa, Chordata, Mammalia, Rodentia, Octodontidae. The coding region runs from base 264 to 1400 and encodes 378 amino acids. Gene Ontology annotation, molecular function: GTP binding; molecular adaptor activity; GTPase activity. Gene Ontology annotation, biological process: regulation of exocytosis; cytoskeleton-dependent cytokinesis. Gene Ontology annotation, cellular component: septin complex; cell division site; microtubule cytoskeleton. The transcript has 11 exons.